Messenger RNA from Sinocyclocheilus grahami, 4677 nucleotides. RefSeq lists its product as uncharacterized. Gene Ontology annotation, molecular function: RNA binding. The transcript is spliced from 6 exons. Bases 464 to 3880 code for a protein of 1138 amino acids. The record is from RefSeq and is a predicted model, not a curated record. Gene Ontology annotation, biological process: Notch signaling pathway; protein ubiquitination. NCBI's taxonomy places the organism in Eukaryota, Metazoa, Chordata, Actinopteri, Cypriniformes, Cyprinidae.
AAUAAAUAAUAAAUAACGAACACAUUAGGCGCACGACUUUUACUCAUGAUUUCCCAGUUUGCAUGCAGCUCAAGUCAUGAAAACUUGGAAAGUGGCUCAGUCUCACAAUUUCUUAUCGUCUGCGUUCUUACUUUCACUUUUAUUUCUCAUGUAGCCUAAACGACGCCAGGCACGAAAUAACGAAAUUAAUUUUUAGGAAAACGGGGAAAUCCUCUAUUUUAAAGGAGAACAGAGCGACGAAGUGUUGAUAUCGAUACACACAGGUGAAAAAAAAUACAUUACAUAACGUUAAUCAUCUUAAAAAACGACAGUGUAACUGAGACUCUUCUCACGAACUCUGUUGUUAGUUACACUUCCUGUGUGCUCGAGCUCCGUACACAAACGGUCGGUGGACAGGACAACGACUUUUACGUACUUUUGGUUAUUAUAAUGAGGAAGUGUUUAUAGGUGGCAGCCCUGAAGGAUGGCAGAGGAAGGCCGCACGGUGUGCGUUCACGGUUUACCAACAGACGUGGAUCACGAACGGCUCCGGGACAAACUACUGAUUCACUUCCUACGCCAGAGGAACGGAGGAGGAGAGGUCACGGCCGUCACUAUCAUCGCGCGGACACCUCCGCGUGCCCUCAUCACAUUUGAGGAGAGCACAGUGGUCCAGAGCGUACUUCGUCAUCAUCCUCACAUUUUACUGCUAGAUGGCAUAAAAUAUGAACUCACCCUGAGUCUACCAAGACAAGAGUCCCAGAGUCUAAAUAAGGUGAUCCUCGAUAUGACUGUGACUAUAGAUUGCAGUCAGCUUCCUCGCGGUGCAGAGACUCUGAAUGUACUGCGCAGUGAGUUUCCUGGUCUACGUAUGCAACUUGGCUUAUUGCAGGACACGUGCACCUUGCAAGGCAACUACUCUGAUUUUCAAGGCGCCUUUCCUUAUAUGCAGACGUUAUUUAAUAAUCACCUUUCAAAAGCCGAAUAUCCUAAUUUUAGUGGAGACCGAGGUCAAAGUCUUGAGAAGAGGGAAGACCUUGCAAGUGUAAAGAAAUGGGCCAGCUUUGCAUCCCGGUCUUCAGGAGAUAUCAGCUCUAUAUCCAUGGCAGGUUUAGGACAUGUGCACUACGGACGGCAAGACAGCAAUGAAGCCCUCACUGAACGCAUUACUCGGACUAAGAAAAGCAAAAUGGAGGAGGGGGCAGAGUGCAGGAAAGAUGAAGAUAAUUUGGAGGAUCUUUCGAUCAUCAUGGAAGCUGAUGUGUUUGGGUACCUGCAAAGCAUUAAGGAGUACAAGCAAAUACUGCAACUUCAUGGAGUGCAAGUGGUUCACCUUACAUCCGAGGGGGUCACCACCCUGUACCUACAGUCAGAGGUCCCAACCGGGUUAGGGGUUAAACAGAGCAUGCGUCAAGCCCAUAAGGAGCUCAGGCAGCUUUAUCAACAGUUAGAGGGUUGUCUGAGAAAAGACCAGAUUAAAAAGGGUGCUCUUUACAUGCCAGACGGACUGAAUUCCGCAUUAAAAAAGGUGCAGUUAGUACUGCCUAAUGUUCUGCUUAGCUAUGACCAGGACAGCAUUUAUAUAGUUGGAGAAAAAAGGGAGGUGUCUCAGGCCAAACAAAUGCUACUGCUUGGGGGGGAGGAAGACGUGAGGCGGAACUUGACGGAAAUGCCAGCAUCCUCUUCCAGUUCUCCAUCAGCAUCCCUUGAAUCCUUGGAGAGAGAGCAACAGGUUAAGAGAAAAAGUGAAGUACACACUCCAGUGCCCCCUAAGCUGAUUGGUUCUCGCACUGAACGAAAAGGGGACGUUGGGAAUACAAAAGAAUACAAACUAGCGGCUCGGUUUAAAAGCUCUGGGCUAGGAGAGAUGGGUGGAGACAUAAAGAGUCUCACAACUAAAAUGGACAUGCUAAUGUUAGACCCAACACCACCCAUAAGGCCUUCGCUUGGCACUGCAGGCGUACUCAGUAAUGAACUGACAGGGGAAGGAACUGAAACAUUCAGGAUGACAAGUCCAAGCUGUACAGGAGAGGAUGUCCUGUUUAAAAACCAAGACACGCUAUCUGGGAAUACAUUUGGUGGAACCACCUUCAACACAUCCAAGGCCAAACCAGCUACUGCAGCUGGACUCACUUCAACAUUGACCACAGGAGUCAAAGUUUCAGUGAACACAAGUGUGAAUGCCCUAUCAGCCAGUAAUACUGAAGUGAAGACAGCUGCUCCCUCCUCAACGUCACUGCCCACUUCCAAAUCCCCCUUAAGGAGAGCCAAUAGUUUCUCAGGUCGGCCACACCUAAAAGAUCAGGUGAAAAAUAACCAGAUUACAGCUAAGCCAAUGAUUAGCACACAUGCUUAUCAAAGAGCAAGAUCCAAUAGCCUCAGUGGUGGAAAUUCCUUCAGUCCGAUUCCUUCAGUGGAAGCAGAACUAACUGUGUCUUGUGUAAUGUGGAUGUACAUGAAGGAGGCCUAUGGCAACCAACUGGAUGCUAUGAAAUCUGGCUUAGAAAUGACUGAGAAACAAGCAGGCAAAAGUGAGACGAGCGUGACACUCAAGGGAACAGAUUCAUCGAAGGUUGGAGAAAGUCAUCGGCAGCUUCAGAAUCUAGUGGCUAUGGUAGCCAGCGACUUUUGCUUUCAGGAGUUGAGUUUGACAGAGCUUGGUGUGGUUGAAAAAGAUAAACUGUUUGAAACCUGCUGCUUGAAUGUGCGGUCACGUUUUCGCAAGGUCAUCUUGCACAACAUGAGGAACAGCAUUUACUUGCUUGGCCCAAAAUUGCUCUGCUCUCAAGCCAGUGAUAUAUUUAAGGACAUAUAUCCUGGGCAGAAGUCUCCUUCCUUACCACAGAUGAAGACCUUGCAGGAGGGUGUAGAUCAAGGAGCAGCCAUGUCUUCUUUGAGCAUACGGUCAUCAAAAGCGGAUCACUCUAAGUCUGAUCAAAGUCUGAAGGAAUUUCCUUUUCAGGAUACAAGUCAAUUGGCUCAGUCUAAUAGCAGCCAUAAGAGUGAAGGACAAUCAACCAAACCGAAAUCGGCUACAUUGGAAAGGUUGGAAAACUCUAGAUCUACUAAGGAUGAAUUAAGCAAGACAAACUCACAAAGCCAAUUUACUUAUGCCAGAGAAGACGCAACAAGACAAAAAAAUUAUGGGCCAACUUCUUUACCACUUGAAGCAUACAAAAAACAAGAUACCUCAAUGACCUUGAAACAGACCAACCUGCUGUCAUAUAUUGUUUCAGAACAAUGCUUGUGUGGAGCAAAUAAUGCAAAUGUGAAACGGACCACCUGUGGUAUCAUCCUUUGCUCUGACUGCCUACAACUGCAUAAAUACUGCCGAGUGUGUGGAAAAGAAGAGAUGAUCUCUGAGAAGAAGGUUCUGGGGGAUCCGGUUCAAAGUUGUAGCUCAAAAGAUACACAACAGGAACAUCAGACUCAAGAGCAGCAUUCACGACAAGAGGACAGCAAAGAACAUAAGGGCAUCCAAGGCACUAUGACAUGUGUGGAGUUGACUUUGAGUCUUCCAGGCUAUAACAAAUACACAACGGUCAAGAUCACAUACUGCAUACCUGAUGGCAUACAAGGGGAUAAGGAUCCCUGUCCUGGGUCACCAUUCGAGGGUGGUCAAUUUGUGGCUUAUCUGCCACUCAACCCAAAGGGACGGAGUUUAUUGCCUUGCCUGGAAAAGGCAUUUAAUCAAGGCCUAACAUUUACUGUUAGCUCAAGCAAGAAGGCUGGUGGUGAUGCAAAAGUAACCUGGGGCAGGAUCCCCCACAAGACCAGGGUGGAUGGAGGAAAGAGUGGUGGAUAUCCAGACUCGACAUACCUUACUCACUUGUGUGAGGCACUGGUGGCUCGUGGGAUUGAUGGAGUACCUGCAAUUAGUCAAGAGCAAGCCAAAUCCUGACCGUGAGAAUAACAUUAAAACAUAAAAACCACAAAUAAUUAGUAAACUCUGCAUACUUCUUUUUAUAUAUUUCCUUCCUAGAAAUGUAAAUCAAGUAACAAUCAAUGUAAAUAAUCUAAAUAUAAUACUGAUUGUAAAAGACUACUUAAUCUUUUUAUUUGAAUGUUUAUGCACUAUUCCUGUUAACAGUUAUUGUUGUUGUUUUUGUACUUUUAUACUCAUUUUAGAGUGCCAUUUUCAUUCUAUAAUCAUGUUUUAAUCUGCAUCAGUAAUGCUCAACAUAAUGCUCUGUAUAUUCUGAAUCAGUUGAGUAUGCUUUUAAUUGAACAAUGAUCUCGUUUUAGAGGUUGUGUUUGUUAGUCACUUUGUAAUUAAAUUCAACACUCCAGCAAAUCUCUGAUCUGUCAAACUGUUUCACCUACUCUGGCUUUUAUAAGUGGUAUGAAUAUUGAAUCUGUGUAUUAUUUUGUUGUAAAACCGUAAGGAAGGUGCAUCAUAAUAUGUAAUAGAUUUUGAAUAAGCAUGGCUCGCUAGAAUUUUUAUUUUUGUUUUUUUUUGUAAAACAUGCGAUCACAAUGCUAGGGCAUUAUGGGUAAUGCAAAAGUGUUAAUUCGAUUUUAGGGUUAUUAUGGCAUUGUAAGUUUUCAAAGGUGCACUGAAUACUCAAUGGUUAUCUAUUCUGAACUCUUGUCUAAUAUUACCUUCUUCAUUUUUGAAUAACCCUGCUUAAUGAUAUGGCUCAUAUGUCUGUAGGCUAAAUAAAAUUCAUUCCAGUAAAAUGAGUUUUUACUGUGCAU